UAAAGUCAAUUGAUUUAGUCUUAAAACAAAAACAUUUUUAACUGCAAUAAUACCACGAGCUGAGAUUUUGCUAAUUCUGUAUGUAUGUAAUAAAAGCAUGUAUUAGCAUUAUGUCUAAAAAAAUUAUAUUAUGAUGAGCUCUGUUGAAUAGUUUUGUCUUAAAAGGAUCUGACAUACAGGCAAUUUAAAUGUGCUUGUGUGCAUUUUUGAAAAAAACUGGGCAAAGUUUAUAAGUUGCACCUGACUGCAGUGAAACUUUAUGUUUGGUUACUUAUUAGCCUAAGAUGGGCGUUUUACAAGUCACCUUGUUCACAUGUAAAAUAUGCAUACACGGUGAAUUCACACAUUUGAAAUUGCACUUGCAAAGAGGAUACAUUUGUUGGAUAUAACUUGGAUAAAAUUUCAAAUAAAAAACAAAUCACAGGACCACACUGACCUUUGACUUGAAGGAUAUCCUGUCUCUAGAAGAAUGUAUGUGCAAGCAUUUUGAGCUUUUGUGUAAACCAGAGAGAGCGAGAGAGAGAGAAAGCAAACCAAGAUUAAACAAAGGUUGGAAACCUGCUGAAUGCCAGAGAGAUGGAAGAAUAUAAUGCUGAAGCAGAAUUAAGUGUUACUGCAAGCAGUAUCAGAAUCACUGAUGUCACACAGGAUGGAGAGACUCUGACUUUUGCCAUUGCAUCCCAGAAAUCAAAUAGUAGUGUUGGUGUAUGUGUGUUUCGAACAUACGAGGACUUUGAUUGGCUUCAGCAGAAUCUUUUCUCACAAGAAAAUAUACCUGGACUUCAAGGAAUCAUAUUUCCGCCUUUGCCAUCUAAAGCACUACCAUCACAGUCCAACACACAAGCUAAAUCAGUCAAACAACUAGGUUUUCUGGCUCUUGGACAGGGUUGGCAGAGUUAUUGUAAGGCGUUGGAGAUUUAUCUCCAGCAGGUGGCGACACACCCAAUUCUCAGCAAAUGCAAACCGCUGGACAUCUUUCUUAUUAACUCAGAGUCUCCAGGAAAACAACGAGGCAGGAAAGGAAUAUUAAAUCGCCUCAGUCAGGCUGUGGAAGAAAUGAGGAAGGAAAGUCACAAGGACGUGGAUACCUUCUUUCAGAAUGAGAGAUACAAAAACACAAAUCUUGCAGCUUCAUCAAAGGUUGCCACGGAGAAACUACUUGAUAUUGUGAUGACUGAACAAAAGCUUGCUAUGGCUUGUGGGCAUUUUUCCACAUCUCUCCAUCUCUGUGUAAAUCAGGAUGAUGAGGCUUCUGUCGCUUUCUCUAAGAUAUGCUUAAAGCUGUCAGAUAUCAUGGAGGCAGUAAAGAAAAACUUUGAGACGGUUGCUAGUAACAAUCUUUCCACUCUUGGUUUGGGACUGGACUUGGAGUCUCGCUAUGAAGAUGCAGAGAAAGAAAUGCUUUUCAGAAGAACUUGUAAACUGAUAGAAUUGGAAGCUGCUAAAAGGAAUACAGAGAAAGCCAAGGCCAAUAAGAGAGAAGUGAUGGAGGAGAUUCAGAAAUCUACUGAGAAAGAAUUCACCCUAAUCUCAUCUGUGGCUAAACAAGAGAUCAAGCGUUUCCAUAGCUCAAGAGCAAACGAGAUAAGGAAUUUCCUUGUUGACUGGUGUGAAAAACAGCUCGCCACAGCAAAGGAGUUUGCCGGACUCUACUCCCAGUAUUUGGAAACUUGCAGAAACCUGUACUCACAAUAAAGAGCGAAACCAUAAUGACAAGUUAAAGUUAUAGAUUGUUCCAUAAAUUCUGUUUAUUAUUUGUUGUCUUUUACAUCAUUACUUCUCCCAAAUAUCUACUUGAACUAUGCACUCUCUUAUCAAACAACUAGUGUAUGAAUUUUGGAAGGGUACAGUAGUAUCGUCCCAAUGAUGUCAAACACAAAACACAACGCAAGUCAAUGAAAAUUAAUUUUUCAUUAUACUCUAGUGGUCAAGGUUUCACUUUUGCCCAACGUCCGUCAAGGUCACAUUUAGGCGCAAUUGUCUUCGCAGGUAAACUGUGCUCGCACAUAAUCUGAUAGCCCCGCCUCUUUUCAGCUACAUGAAUGAAACUGCAAGUCUUAAAGGGAUACUUCACCCAAAAAUGAAAAUUCUGUCAUCCUUUACUCGCUUUCAUGUUGUUACAAACCUGUAUAAACACAAAGAAAGAUAUUUUGAAGAAUGUUUGUACCCAAACCAGAGGCCCCAUUGACUUGCAUAGUAGGAUAAAGAAUACUAUGGAAGUCAAUGGGGCCUCUGAUUGGUUUGGGUACAAACAUUCCUCAAAAUAUCUUCUUUUGUGUUUGACAGAAUUUUUAUUUUUGGGUGAACUAUCCCUUUAAGGUUAUCAAAACUAUUAAAAAAACCCUGAACAAUACACAUGGUUCAUACUAAAUCAAUAUUAUUCCAUAAUUUCUACAAUCAGAAAACCUGUAUCAAAUAAUUGUGAGACUGCAAUGAGCAAAAGGAUGAACUUGUGAUUUAUAAAGUUAUUCUACCAAGAGUAGAACUAUCAGAAGGUGUGACCCAAAUUGCAUACUUAUGCACUAUUCAACAUUAGCUUUUUAGUAUAUUGUUUGUAGUGAGUUCAUACUGAAAAUUCCAAUCAAGUAAGUGCAAUUUAAGUAAUGGAUGAUGCACUUGAUGGAAAGCUGGACACUUCAUGCACUUAAACACUGAAUCUAACUUGAAUGCUAAAGUAAUCUACACAUUCAAUUCAUGAUCACCCAUGCACUACAUUCAGAUGUAAACUUUAUUCUAUGUAAGCUUGCAAUAAAGCACAAAUAAUUAAAGUGAAAUGAUGUUUGCAUAUUUAAUGUUCCUCUACUUUUUAUUGUGGUAAUCAACAAAUAAUUAUCACACAAUUUUGCAGUCUGAUGUUUUAUUUUACACCAUUUUUUCCCCCUGUUAGAUCAGGUCUCCACACCACAGACAAAAUAAAAAACGAUCCAGCCCCGGACACCAGAUCACGUCAUAAAAUAUAAGUUUACUUUGUUAAAGCAUCUGUCAGAUAUAAGGCUGAUCAAUCGUUGCUAGAGGAGAGCAUAAACAGAGUCGUAAACAGAGUCGUGAGACGGAGGUUUUAGAUGAUAAAAUAGAACAGAGUUUUAUUGAUGGACAAUAGUUUCAGUUGCAUAUGCCUCAAUGUUCAAACCUUGUCUACCCAGGAAUACAGCAUGCACUUGUUAUAUCCAAAUUUGCUCAGUUGCAUCAUCCCUUAGACCUUGGGCUUCCAUAAACAUUCUCUUUAUCUAUCUUGUUUACACACAGACAGAACAGCUCUAUGAAACUUCCCAAAUGUAAAACUGAACCACCAAGAGACAUAUAAAAUAUAGAAAUACAAUGAAUUAAUGAAUGUUAU
Misgurnus anguillicaudatus (oriental weatherfish) is the source of this 3337-nucleotide messenger RNA. Its product is annotated as sorting nexin-6. The record is from RefSeq and is a predicted model, not a curated record. Gene Ontology annotation, molecular function: phosphatidylinositol binding. Lineage: Eukaryota; Metazoa; Chordata; Actinopteri; Cypriniformes; Cobitidae.